This is a messenger RNA of Ficedula albicollis (Collared flycatcher), 5651 nucleotides long. Its product is annotated as carbohydrate sulfotransferase 4-like. Gene Ontology annotation, cellular component: Golgi membrane. Gene Ontology annotation, molecular function: N-acetylglucosamine 6-O-sulfotransferase activity. NCBI's taxonomy places the organism in Eukaryota, Metazoa, Chordata, Aves, Passeriformes, Muscicapidae. The coding region runs from base 875 to 2053 and encodes 392 amino acids. The record is from RefSeq and is a predicted model, not a curated record. The transcript has 3 exons. Gene Ontology annotation, biological process: keratan sulfate proteoglycan biosynthetic process; N-acetylglucosamine metabolic process; carbohydrate metabolic process.
AGAGGUCUAUAUCGCUCCAGACUGUGUGACAGAAUCUAUGAGAUCUGGAAUAGGAAUGACUCAAAACAACUGUCUCUGUGAGGAAGUAUUUGUCUUGAGCCCAUUGCUUCCCUGUUUCACUGCCUUACCUGGCAUAGUCCCAUUGCAGCUCCAGCACCCUUGUGAAUCAUUAACAGGGCAAGUUCAGCUGCUCCUUUCACAGCUUGUCCUUUCACACAGUUUUCUUUCCCAGCCCUCAAAUGUUUAAUUCAAACAAGGUGUAGAGAGAGAAGAGUCAAAAAGCUUUUAUGUGAAUCUGCAUCUGAUGACAACAUGAUAAGUAGCGAGAGCAAUAGCAGGAAAGUAUGCCCUAUCUCUGCACUCAUGGUGGGCAAGCUGGUCUUCUUUGCAACUUGUUUGUCCUUUGCUCUGACACUCCACAGACAUCCCUGUUCCUGCUCUUACAGGCAGCAGUCUUUUUGGGGCUUGAAAUAGGAGUUAAAAGUAUCUCUGUCUCUUUCAUUAACUUUCAGGCCCUUUCCUUUACUAGCAGCACCUGGUCAUUCACAACCCUGCAAGAAACUGCCAUUUCUGUACUUUUUGCUUAGUGCAGGGUGGAGUUUUAGUUCCAGGCUGGUCAAAGUAGGCGGGCAGUGUAGAGCAGUCACUCUUAGAGCUGGGAUGUACACAAAGAAGACAGGAAAGGGCAGGCACAGGUGCAGGUAGGAGCUAAGUACACGUGUGUAUGAGACCCCAGCAUGAAGGCAGAGUGCCUGCACGUGAAUGCGCGGCUGUUCGCGUGACUGCCUGGAGGCACUGAACGUGUCUGAGGGCAAGUCUGCUCGAAGCAGGUCUGGUGGUGCUUCAAGAGGACCUGUUAAGGUCCCUUGCAAUCAUGGUGAAGUCUAGAAGAGUACAGGUGCUCCUGAUUCUGGUAGUUCUGUCCUUCCUUCUGAUCCACUUCCUACCCUGCAGCAACAAAGCCCACAUGGAAGAAAAACCUUCUCCUGUCCACAUCCUCAUUCUCUCCUCCUGGCGGUCAGGAUCCUCCUUCACGGGACAAAUCUUCAGCCAGCACCCCAGCGUUUUCUACCUGAUGGAGCCUGCGUGGCAUGUUUGGGUUACAAUGUACCAGAACAGUGCCAAAGUCUUACACAUGGCAGUGCGGGACUUAGUCAGGUCGGUCUUUCUGUGUGACAUGUCUGUGUUUGAUGCUUACAUGUCUAGCCAGAAGAAAAAGUCUGAUUUAUUUCAGUGGGAGACAAGCCGAGCCCUGUGCUCCCCACCUGCCUGUGACUCAUUCAGUCGCAGUGACAUAAUCACUGCAGGCAACUGCAAAACAAUCUGUGGCAAGUACCCAUUCAGCAAGGUGGAGGAAGCUUGUAAAACCUAUAGUCAUGUUGCCAUCAAGGAAGUUCGGUUCUUUGACCUGAAAGUUCUCUAUCCCCUUCUCACUGAUCCAUCCCUGAACCUCAAAAUAAUUCACUUGGUACGUGAUCCUCGGGCUGUGUUCAGGUCCCGAGAGAAUACAAUGGCAGACCUGAAACGCGACAGUAACAUCGUUGUGGGGUCUCAGAAGACAAAGGGAGAAAUGGGGCCCUACAGCACAAUGCAAGUAAUCUGCAAAAGCCACGUUGAGAUCUACAAGGCAGGAAGUCAGGCCGCUCCAAGCUUCCUGAAAGACCGGUAUCUGCUGGUUCGCUAUGAAGACAUUGUCAGAGAUCCACUAGCACGAGCUGCGCAGAUGUACAGGUUUGCAGAACUCCAUUUCACACCAGAGCUUCAGAAGUGGGUCCACAACAUCACCCAUGGGAAGGGUCAUGGAGCACAGGCCUUUGGUAUUGGGUCGAGAGAUGCACUGAGAGUAUCUCAGGCCUGGAGAAAGACACUUCCCUUCCAGAAAAUAGAGAAAGUGCAAAAUGUGUGCAAAGAUGCAAUGGAUUUGCUGGGCUAUCGGCUUGUUCAGUCUGAAGAAGAGCUGAAAAAUAUGUCUCUGGAUCUUUUGUUUGCCCAGAACUCCUCUAAGCAUCCAAUUUUGAAGGCAGAAAAGCUGGUCUCUACAUUUACACUCUGAAGGCUGAAGAAUGCUGAACUGUUCACUAGAGCAAAAGAGGAGAGAGGUGUAGGCAUAGAAGUGUAGGAGUGUGUGCAUGGAUGCACAUGGAUGCAAGGACAAGUGGCACAAGAACCCUGACUACAUUCAGGAGAGCUCUCAGCAGCACAGGGUCACUCUCCACGACCCCUGGAGAUUCAGCCACAAUGGAGGCUAAAGUAAUGCAAGUUUGUUUUCCAAAUUAAUUGUUUAGGUUGGAGGAUACAGAAUGCCAAAGGAGUAGGACCAAACAGGAGAAAAUCAAACUCCCCACAGACCACAGCUGAAGACCAGGGGAAACCACACGGAACAAUUGCACUUCAAAGAAGAUGAAAUAUAAAAAGAAGCUGAAUGAGGAAAACAUUACUUGACAUGCUGCCAUGCCAGAUAUGUAGUACCAGAAAAGAUGCAAGAAUGACCGGACAUUUGGUUUCCAGAAAGACGUUGGGUUUGGGGUUUGUUUUUUUUAAUGUUUUGCAAGUCCAGUUUUCCUUUUGCUCUACUCGUGUGCCUGAGUAUCCAGCCUUGGUGGCAAAGGUGGGGAAAUGUUUGUGUUCACUUACUGUAUAGUGGGAAAAUGGAAUAAACCAGCUAUUACUGAAAAUAAAAAUUCCUGGGCUUUUAUGUAGGAAACCAUUUCUGGGAUUAUGUGAAUCCAUUUAUUUUUUAGCUGAAAUAAUUCUGUCUUCUAGCUUUCAAACCCAAAAACAGUUGUUUUCCUGGGAAUUCCCACAGUCCACAUGGGUGGCAGAAGAAUUCACAGUAAGGUUGAAAUCCUAAAGACACAGUAAAGGCACAGAUUUUAUUGGCAUAUAUACUGAAACUGAGAAGAUAGGUUAAUGGGAGUGGAUUGGAGAAACCAAGAGAAGAUCAGGAAGUUAUCCUAUUGAAAUAUUUGGUGAGAGUAUUUCUUUUCUUGGUGCACAAAAAAAUGUUUAAUGGACUAUGCCAUUCUCCACUGUCUCCAUUGGAGAUGCCAUUCUCCCACCUCCAAUGGGAAUAUAUACUUCAAACCUGAACAACAGAAUUGUUUUCACCUGGUUUUAAGUGUUCCAGAUGACAAGGAGAAAAACUUGCUACCAGAUUUGGGGAGGAGUGAAAUGCCUACAGAUACCUAUUUCUGAACAUUCUCUUUCACGUGUAAGCUGCAGAGUCCCUUUAACAUGUGUCUACAGAACACUGGCUACAUGGGUAUCUGUAUUCCUAGAGCUAACCCCCUAGGCUCUGAAAAGGGCAGUUUAUUGUAAUAUGGAAAUAAUAGUCUUAUUUCUAGGGAUCUUGUUGAAGAACAAAAUCCAUGCUGAGCAGGCAGCACUGGUAUCAUGGUACUAAGUUCACUGAAAGCAAGGUAUAUUCCUUUAUGCUGUGUUUAUGCAAAUUUAGGGCAGGCAAGCGGGCAUAGAGAAGUGGGAGCUGCACUGCCCCAGUGAACUGUAACCCUUUACUGUUCCUUUAAAAUAGACCUUAACAUAUUGGCAGCUAAAAGCCCAUUCUUACUGAAGCUAUAGUAAAGAGCUUCCUCAUAUAAGUGCCAAGAAGCUGCAUUCUGAGCAAAAAUAGAUUCUUUUCAGUACACUGCUAAUUAUCUCUACAUUAACCAAUGUCAGCUUGAGUGGCUUAAGUUUUAUUAUGAAUCCUUGUUUUCAGUGGACCAAUCAAUUCUGUGUAUCAAAUGUUUACCUGAAAAAAAACUUCACAGUGUUUCCAGUCAAAAAAUGACAUAAAAGUAACAUAUGAUGCAUUUCCCUAAUUACGGUUUUGAAAAUUACUUUCAGUUCUGCAUCCUAAGCUUAAUCAGAGAAAAUGAAGGAUUGUUGAUUUCAGUAUAUCUUUAUUACAGUCCUUUAGGUAUGUUUUAUCAAUACAACAAUUUGUAAGAUUUUCUUUUUUUCUGGAAACAGCUGCCAGUCUGGUCACAUGAAAAUUUAAAGUUGUCUUAAUGUGAGAAAAGAUAACUUAAAAUACUUUUUGGAAGAGAAAAAGAAAACUCAGCAGAAACCCCCCAAAAUGUCAAGAUGUUGAUGAUGACAUGUAAAACUAUGACUAUAUCCUUUGGCAUAUGCAAUAAAGAUCAAAGAAGUCUGUUUAGAAACAAACAUUAAGUUUACAUUGUACAAGUUUAGAAGAGUAAACUGCUUUUGUACAAAUAAAAUGUAAGAUGGAGAAGUCUCCAGUCAAAAGGAAAUUUAAAAGCUGAGUCUGUGGUAUUCCUUUCUGUUGCUCUUCAAACUGGUGCAUACAAUCAGUCUUUCAUUGGUAACUCUAGUCAUGAAAGCACAGAAAUUAAUUGAUUUUGAUAAAUGCUGGCUAACUCUAAAAGGAAGCAAAUAGGAAAUACCCAAAUUCUAGAUGAUAGUUUGCAGACCCAGAAUUUCUGGCUGUAGAAUUGUCUUUAACUCAAAAUUCUUGUAUGUGCAUUGCCACUUUGCUCACUUUUCCAGGUAUACAAAUAUUGCUGCUCUAGGCAAUACUACAAAGAAACUUCUUUGAGCUGCAAAAAGAACUUUCCUGACCUUUUGUGACAGUACAGAAACCUAAUAUGAAUACGGAAAACCAAACUGUCUCCAGAAUGUUGAAAGGAGCAUAACUGUUGUAGGUAAGACAAAGCACAGAAAAUGAGGAUUUUUAUAAUAGGAAAAGACAGAACCAGAAGUAGAACCAUACGAUAUAGUGUCAUCUCUGGAUCCUCCAGGUUUUAAUCUGGUAAAGGAGACCUAGACCUGCAAGGAGACGUGCAAGCACAAGCAACUGAAUCUGUGGAUAAGCAGUGCCUUUCAGGAGUUCAUAACAGAUGAAAGAGGGUAACCUUGAAUAAACUGUGGUCAGUGUGUCUUAGUUCCUACUCCUAGGGAGUGCACCAAGCACACAUGGAAAGAUUCUCAGCGUCCAUAUGGCUCUACAAAGACAAAAACAUGGUAUUUGAACUCAGAAGUUUGCACUGUACCUCAGACUAACUGCCCCAGUAAGACAAACUCACUCUUAAAGUAAGUGUCACUUAAGAGUUAUAGAAAGACAAAGUAAAUCGUACAAUUUCAUAUUGAAGCUAUUUAAUGUGUUCUAUCUCUCACUUUGAAUUCUAGAGCAGUUUUGCUAAACAAGACCAUUGCAACACUAUGGUGCUGCUGAGAUGUGUACACAGCCCAAGCAAGAACAGGAGUUUUCAGCUGGGAGAGGUGACAGGUGUGCUGCUCAUGAACCUGGUCAUCAGCAAUCUUGAAUAUCAAACCAAGCUGGUAGCAUUUCUAAUUUUUUAAAAAAUAAGCUGUUACUUUAUUUGCUAUGUUGUCUUGCACUCUCUUAUUAAGUGCUUGUCUGGCUUCCACACGAAUCUCAAAUAACUGUUCAAAGUCUGAAUAGCAUGACUAUGUCAAAUAAUUCUCACUUUUUCAGUCCAGUGAAACAGUGCUGUUUUAGCAUUUAUUUGGUUACAUUGAUUAACGCUUCAAAUAAUCAGUAGGUGUUGCAGUGACUUCCUGAAACAGCACUCUCAUUAUAUAGUUCUUAUUUUCAGUAUAAUUUUAAUUUGGCUUAACAUUAGCCAUUUCCCAAUUCAUUUUCUGAGUGCCACAGUGCAAUAUGC